Messenger RNA from Botrytis deweyae, 420 nucleotides. RefSeq lists its product as uncharacterized. Bases 1 to 420 code for a protein of 139 amino acids. Lineage: Eukaryota; Fungi; Ascomycota; Leotiomycetes; Helotiales; Sclerotiniaceae. The record is from RefSeq and is a predicted model, not a curated record. The transcript has a single exon.
AUGUACUCUCAUUUCCUUCUCUAUAUCCAUAUCUGUACUUUCUUAAUAGCAGGAGCAGAGCAAGAGCAACGACCGACGCAGCGACGGAACGCCAGCGACGCACCCCCAGCGACGCACCCCCAGCGACGCACCCCCAGCGACGCACCCCCAGCGACGCAACGCCAGCGACGCACCCCCAGCGACGCACCCCCCAGCGCCGCAACGAGCAGCAGAACCAGCAGCAGAACCACGCCACCACGCACCGCCCACAAACCACAAACACAAACCACACCACACCCGGCGGCCCGCCACGCCCCAGCCCAAACGCGCCAAAGGCAACGCUGCAAUCCUCAAGCCCAAGCCGGCAAGCCCAAACUCGCCAAGCUAUCAGAAGCAGGCCCGAGCAAGCCCCAGCAUGCCCCAGCAAGCCAAACGCAAUAA